ACUCAAUAUAUAAAAUACUAAUUUACCCUUCUACCAAUAUCUUUGUCAUUCUCCGUUCAGAUUAUUGUUCUUUCCUUAUUCUUUCCACCUCUAGAAUUCUUAAAUUUAUUUUUGUUCUCUCGAACUAUAAAUUGGAUUGUCUGUUAAUCAAUUGAGAGAACCCGAUGUUUAAACCUUUUGGUUUUCAUGCUGUAUAUUGAUGUGAUUGCGUGAGUCAGGGAGGUCAUGUUACAACUUCUUGAACUGACUGCUGUCGUAGGUGAGUUCAAGUUGUAUUUAGCUUUGGUGCACGGCUGAUGGGUGAAUGUGACAACUGUGGAAAAUCAAGGAUGAUGGUGUUGCAGAAUGAGUUAUCCACUUCUUACCAGUUUGAUCUUCUUCUUUCCCCUGUUGUCUCAGUUUGGGGUUGUAUUGUUCGUAAGAUAAGGUAUAAUUACAGUCCUGAGUGGGUGUAGCAUCAAAACUCAUUAUAUCUCCUAAAGUGUGAUACGAAAGAUAUAAAGAGAUAGUUAAAGAGUAAAUUUACACCUUGUAAAAUAGUUUAUAUAAGGAAAUUAUUUCUUACAAAUAUUCGACAGUCGAGAUUCAUUGUGUUUAACCAAUGAUGGAGUCGGUAAAACCAGCACAAGUGAGAAAAGCGAAGAAAAAGCAGGUAAAGGAUGAGUUGGAUCGCAUAAAGCAAGCUGAGAAGAAACGGAGGAGGUUGGAGAAAGCUUUGGCAACUUCUGCAGCUAUUCGUUUGGAACUAGAAAAGAAGAAACAGUUGAAGCAAGAAGAGCAACAGAGGCUUGAUGAAGAGGGUGCGGCAAUUGCUAAAGCAGUUGCUCUCCAUGUUUUACUUGGAGAAGAUUCCGAUAACACACCUACGAUUGUUCUGAACAAAGAGGAAGAGUUUAAUACUUGGCAUGAUGCUUCGAGUUUUGGACUUCUCAUGGACAAAUCUGCGCUUGCAUCACGUCAAAGCCUAAAGAAGUGCUCUUUCGAGAGUGUUGGCUGGUUUCCACUAGUUGGACAAGAAUGCGAGUGGAAACACUUUGGAGAAAUCCAUCAGCCAUUUUCGUCACUUCCUCAGCCAUGUUUUAAUGGCGGAUCCUGGAGCCAUGAUGAUUUCUCUGUAGGCUUUGUCGCAGCACAAGCAGCUUCAUCCCUUCGGAUCGGAGAAGAUGCACAUGGUGACAGAGUUUUCUUCAACCGAUAUUGAGAUGGCCAAAAUACAGGUUAAAUGAUCAAUAUAUUAAAAGACAGUAUUGCACUGAAUAAUCUUAUGAAUGUGUAUACUACUGCUCUGAUAUGGUUGUGUUUUUUUCGUAGUUCCUGACACGUAUAACCUUGUGGCGUCAAUCGUGAAUCCUUUCUGCGUGGUUGUGGUUUAGAUUUUUUGUGUUUGUAGUGUUUCGUAGAUGAAUCGAGUUGUAUUUUGUUGAGAAUGGUAGAUACUGGACUGAUUAUAUAUUUGUGAUUGUGCUAAUUUAAUUGCUUUGUGGGUGCUCGUCAAAUUGAUCCCCUGUUGCAA
Amaranthus tricolor (Joseph's coat) is the source of this 1513-nucleotide messenger RNA. RefSeq lists its product as uncharacterized. The transcript is spliced from 2 exons. The record is from RefSeq and is a predicted model, not a curated record. NCBI's taxonomy places the organism in Eukaryota, Viridiplantae, Streptophyta, Magnoliopsida, Caryophyllales, Amaranthaceae. The coding region runs from base 602 to 1201 and encodes 199 amino acids.